CACUGGUCGGUUUGUGACUAGAACCCAAUUCCUGUAAUGCACACAUGUCCCGAGACGGGCAGCGUAAAGUUGCCCGCUACUGCGUCAUACUGGCAUGCUUCGAUCGGCGCCAGAAGUAUUUAUGGAACUGGAGAUAGCGAGGGCGCAUCCGGAGGCGAUGACGAGGGAGUGAUGGGCGGCGGGGGGCGAUGGGCGGGCGACGGCUUCGGGCAAGACGUUGGGGGUGAGGGCGAGGGCGAGGGAGAGACCGAGACCGAGGGCGAGGAUGGUAAACAGGCGGCUGCUCACAAGCUAUAAGUAAGCUCCGACGCAGUCGUUAUCCCACCAGCGUUCCUCACCCAACCGUCCGCAAAAUGAAGACCACCACCGCCGCGCUCAUCCUCAUCGCCACCCUGGCGGGCACCAAAGCCAUCGACUCGCGCCUGCUCGUCACGAUCCCGUCCUGUGUCGACGCGACGACGUGGGGUGCGAGCUUCACCUCCACCUGCGCCGACUUCCAGCCCGCCAUCGACGACGGCAACACGUACGCUGGCGCCCUGUUCGAGGACUGCGACUACUCGGGCAAGAACUGCGAUACCAAGGCGCGCGUGUCGUGUUCCUACACCGACCCCGACGGCAACGCCGUCUACUACACCCAGGACGUGGUCGAGUCGCUUGGCGGCUCGCUCGCGUAGGCGGGGUCGCAGCACGAACAGUGGCCUCAGCCAUAGCAGAAGGACAGUUGCAGUAGCAGCAGUUUAGUAGCUCGCCGAUGGACAAUGAUGAGCGCGAGCGAACGCACCGCUGCGGGCAAGGACGCGAC
Molecule: messenger RNA, 802 nt
Organism: Vanrija pseudolonga
Lineage: Eukaryota; Fungi; Basidiomycota; Tremellomycetes; Trichosporonales; Trichosporonaceae
Exons: 3
Coding region: 354-674 (106 amino acids)
Source: RefSeq, a predicted model, not a curated record